GGAUCGACAAAAGGUUAGAAAUGCUGCCGUUAAUGGAGGCGACAACACUUUGAUUCCUCCAUAGAUAUCUACACAUAACUCAACUCAGUGACUCGGUGGGUCCAUCUCUCUUUUUCACUCGAGUCACUAUGUCUAGUUGCACCAACAGUGAAACCUUUUCAUUCCUCUUAUAACACUUCCACCAUCCCCCUCCCUAAUCCUAUCAACGAUCUUCUUUUUUCCAUCGAUAAAAUUUUACGUCCGUCCCUACUACUUACGAGUAUAUGUCAUGGAUCAUCAGCCUAAUACUUCACUUCGUUUAAGCCCCCCCGAAGCUCAACUUAACCUACACUCAUUGUCGAAUUCCUCGACCGAAUCGAGAGUCUUCUCCUGUAACUAUUGCCAACGGAAGUUCUUUAGUUCGCAGGCGCUCGGAGGGCACCAAAAUGCUCACAAGCUCGAACGAACCCUCGCGAAGAAAAGCCGAGAGUUGAGCUCGUCGGUUGGAGCUCACGGGGGAUCGAGUUCGAACUACUCAGGGUCGUCCGGUCUCGGCAGUUCAAGCCGUGCUCAACGUAUGCUACCACCGGUCGUGACUCUCCAACAACACGGUCGAGCCGGGAGGUUUGCCGGAGAAAUGAGCUACGGGAGGAGAGAUGUGAACUAUGGCCCUAGAGAGGGGAUCGGUUCUUGGUCCAUGGGGUACCGGCGUGAAGAUGUUCAAGAAGAGUUUAGCCACCUUGACUUGUCCUUAAGGCUAUGAAAUUACAUUUCGUGAACGUAUUUUGUUUAUCAUAUUUGAAAAUUUAUAAUUAAUAUUAUUUUAAAACUUAAAUUUA
Hibiscus syriacus is the source of this 818-nucleotide messenger RNA. Its product is annotated as zinc finger protein 2-like. The transcript has a single exon. The record is from RefSeq and is a predicted model, not a curated record. Gene Ontology annotation, biological process: negative regulation of abscisic acid-activated signaling pathway. The coding region runs from base 269 to 742 and encodes 157 amino acids. Lineage: Eukaryota; Viridiplantae; Streptophyta; Magnoliopsida; Malvales; Malvaceae.